This is a messenger RNA of Talaromyces atroroseus, 1305 nucleotides long. RefSeq lists its product as hypothetical. Gene Ontology annotation, biological process: transmembrane transport. Gene Ontology annotation, cellular component: fungal-type vacuole membrane. Gene Ontology annotation, molecular function: transmembrane transporter activity. The transcript has 3 exons. The record is from RefSeq and is a predicted model, not a curated record. NCBI's taxonomy places the organism in Eukaryota, Fungi, Ascomycota, Eurotiomycetes, Eurotiales, Trichocomaceae. The coding region runs from base 1 to 1305 and encodes 434 amino acids.
AUGUCAUCUACCGACGACACUGCAAUCAGCACCCCUGUCGACAUUCAGGAGCCCAAGGGGACUGAUGGCGUUAGAUCUCAAACCAGCCUAGAGCCCAAACCACCCGUGACUACCAAACAAUGGCUGCUAGUCCUCAGUGCUUUUGUCGUGUUUCUAAAUACCUGGGGAAUCCUGCUUACCUUUGGCGUCUUUCAAACCUACUACGAGCAAGUAUUGCUGCCAGACAGAACAGCGUCUGAUAUAGCAUGGAUUUCAACUGUUUCUGCGUUUAUGAUGCUGUUCAGCGGUUUGAUAACCGGCACGCUGUUCGAUUAUGGAUAUCUGCGCCCGUUGCUGUUUUGGGGGAGCUUGUUGGAAGUCUUCGGUCUCAUGAUGGUUAGCCUUUCAACCAAGUAUUAUCAGCUGUUCCUUGCUCAGGGCAUCUGUACUGGACUUGGAGGUGGCAUGCUCUAUAUUCCGGCCAUCGCCGCAGCCGCAGCUGGUCUUCAACAGUUUCGACGAGCAAAGUUUAUUGGCCUUAUUGCUUCUGCCACCGGGAUAGGUGGCGUAAUUUAUCCGAUCAUGUUUCGAAGACUUGUUUCUCCCCUUGGAUUUCCCUGGACUGUGCGCGUCAUCGCUUUCACUAUGUUCGGGACGUUCUUAAUGUCCUAUUUAACUCUCAUCUACAAGCCACAGAAGAAUUCUCUUGUUCGGCCCCUGAUUGACAAGGCGGCUUUUACUGAUGCGGGCUUUCUCCUGCUGGUGUUGGCCGGAUUCUUCUGCUCCAUGGCUUACUACAUGCCCAUCCUGUAUCUUCCCUCAUUUGCCGAAUCCAAAAUUCCCGGGUUUAGUGCACAAAACACAGACCUGGCCUUCUACUUGGUCUCUAUUGCAAACGGAACAUCUGUGGUUGGCCGCCUAAUCGCAGGAGCCAUCGCGACUGCAAUCGGUCCAACUGAAACGGCAACCUUGGCGGCUGCGUCAAGUUCGAUUAUAUUGUUCCUGUGGAUUAUAGUCAAGUCCAAAACCAGGAUGAUUGUCUGGACAGUAUUCUGGGGUCUUGCAUCUAGCGUCAUCGUUGCAAUGCCGGGUGCAAUGGUGCCCCUUUUCUGCCCUUCUUUGCAAGUAAUCGGGACUCGCACCGGUAUGUUCUGGGCGGGCGUGGGCAUAGGUGUUCUCAUUGGGUGCCCUGUUGCAGGAGUAUUGAUAGAUGUCAAAGCUGCAGAGAUACAUUGGUGGCAAUUGCAAGUCUUUGCAGGCGCAAUCAUGACAGCUGGGACACUGUCCUUCAUUUACCCUGUAAUUCAAGUGCGGAAGACUCGUUAG